Messenger RNA from Acanthaster planci (crown-of-thorns starfish), 9344 nucleotides. Its product is annotated as protein mono-ADP-ribosyltransferase PARP14-like. Gene Ontology annotation, molecular function: transcription corepressor activity; NAD+ poly-ADP-ribosyltransferase activity. Lineage: Eukaryota; Metazoa; Echinodermata; Asteroidea; Valvatida; Acanthasteridae. The record is from RefSeq and is a predicted model, not a curated record. Gene Ontology annotation, cellular component: nucleus; cytoplasm. Gene Ontology annotation, biological process: negative regulation of gene expression; protein poly-ADP-ribosylation.
UUCAUCGCCGGCAGACUUUGUAUGUGAGGUCGGUUGUUAUGCAGCGAAUGUUACAUCUAGGCUUUUCUUUUGGUGACCAAUGAUUCCUUUAUUAGCAGCUUUUCCCAUCGAUGGCUUCGUUUAACCAAGCCAAACAGACGUCCAUUUACGUUCGCCUUCCCCCCAUCGGAUCUCUGAACCAGCAAUCCAAGUUCCUGGACAAAGUGUGCAUUUAUUUCCAGAAGACUCGGGUGAGCCAGGGCAGCGACGUUCAGGAAGUGCAUGUCAUCUCGUCCGACAAUGAAGCACUGUGGCUUAGGGUUACUUUCAGUGAGCCGUCAGGCGUUGAACACACACUGGCUCUCGAACACCACGAGCUGGUUUGUGAUGGAGAAACCAUUCAUCUUCAUGUCCAGUCAUCUCCUCCGACGCCAGAUUCGACUGAACCACCUGCUGACACAGACACAGAUUCUGAUCUUGAAAUAAUAAGCUUGGAUAGUUUAACUUUACAUGACGAUGAUGUGGGCUCCAGCAAAGGCAGUGAACGGCACACCCAUGGUAAACCUGCUAAAUCUGGACAUCCUGGGCACGGAAAGAACCCAUUCAUCAGACCAACCACAUGGAUGGAGCAGGUCAGCAGCGUCAAUGAAAGUGUGGCCAAAACACCUCAUCUUUACCCUCCGACUAAUCUUGAGCAGACUGCCAAUCCUACAUGUUUAGCGCAGCCGUUUCCGCCUCCGUCUCCGGCAGCUGUACAUGCCCCUCCGUUUACGACAUCUGCGACAAUGCGUGCACCUAUAAUGUCUCAUCGCGCAUCAUCUCUCACUGGUGUUCCUCCAAAUGUAUCCCCUACGGUGCUUCCAGCUGCGCCUAGUGCACCUCCAACUUCACAUUCCGCGGUUUCUUCAACUACGACGCUUGCUUCACAGCUGAGUUCAGACCAUGAUGCCGGUACAGGGGCUGCUUCAGGUGUGUGGGAUUUCCGGACCCCGUCGGCUCAAAUCUUGUCUUAUCAGAAAAUGAACCAAAGACGAGAUGCAUGCGAGGAAGAUGGCAACUUGGUGCCUCGCAGUGAAAAUGGUGCCGUCUACAGACGAGAUUCAGAGCCUAACUUCGGGUUCAACUUUACACCAGACAAUCCCCCAUCAAUGGCUUAUUGGAACACGACGGGGCAGAAGACUGGUUUUGAUUCCAGAAUUUGGAGCAAUGUUAUCCCUUUAAAUAACCCACGGUCCCCUUGGCACGCCCCAGCACCUGCAUCACAACCUCCUCCAGGGUUUGGAUUCCCCGGCCUUGGUAGAGGGAUGCCUGUGAGAGGAACCACCGGGCCUCAACAAUGUUGUCCGACUAGUAUCCCACCUCCUGACGUUGGCGAAUUAACCCUGCCAAUGCAGUCACAUCAUCGAUACAGCAUGCCUUUGGGGGACCCAAACUUUCUUGCAGCAUCACCUGUAAGUAAAAAGUCUUCUCACCAGGUGACAUCAACAAGCAGGAUUCCAGGUAUUGCGGUUCGUGCAACUCCUGCCCGUGAAGACAAUCCUUUUCUUACAGAAAAGAGUGAAAAACAACAGGAUGACCACUCUGACUCCGAUGAGGAGGAGACAGAAGAGGAGCAGUUGGUCGAAGUGACGGAUUUCAAACCCACGACCUCGGACGAAAUGCUGCGGUUGUAUUUUGAGAAUCCUCGUAAGUCCAGAGGAGGAGACAUUGAAGCCUGGGAGAAGGACAUCAAAUCCGGAGCCAUCCGAAUCAAGUACAGUGAUCCAUCAAUUGCAAAAGCAGUGACAGAGAGAGCUCACAAAGUCGAACGCUGCAAUCUGUCAGUGAGGCUGAUUGUGAAGAAGAAACCUCGCCCCCGUCCCGUCAAGAAGCGGUGCCUGUUUCUGAGCGGUAUCCCAGAUGAAUGCAAUUCUGAACACCUCUUACUUUACCUCGAGAACUGCUCUAGUAUGGAUGAACCUAGAGUUCAGUACGGUGAGAUGCCUGGCACAGCGCUGUGUACAUUUGCGGAAGACAUACCAGAUUUGCAGAAGGUCAUCAACAAGAUUUCCUCGAAGAAGCUACAGAAAGCUCAAGUGACAGCAGAACUGGUGCAUGAGUCCGACUGUAUCCUUGUGCAAGGUUUGACAUCGGAAACGUCUUUGGACUUCAUUGAGUUGUAUUUUGACAACAAAAAGAAAAGUGGUGGCAGCGGUGUGAGAGAAGUGUUGCCAGGAAACGCCGAAGACCAGGCCAUUGUCUACUUUGAAGACUGGAAGGUUGUGAGUGACGUAUUGUCAAGGAAAGAACCUCACAAGGUGUGCAACACUCUACUGACAGUCGAAGAAUACCAUGACUGCUUGGGGAGACUUACUUCAUUAGAUGCCCCAACUCCACACAUUCCGAAGCCGAUCUCUGUGAUGGUACCAAUAGACAUCAUGGAAUUCAUCUACCGAAAGGGCCAAGAAACAAAGAAAAAGCUGGUCGGAGAGUUAAGGAAAAUAAAUGCCACUCUUACCUGGCCUGAUGGUGACAAGAAGACGGCUGCUAGACUGGAGCCCCUGGUUGGAGACGGGCAGCGUCCGUCAGUCUGGAUCAACUGGUCUCAAUUAUGUAGGGAAGCUUUGACUAGCUUCCUGGACGGAUGCACGUCAACUACAGUUCCUGUAGCCACUUUUCUGUGGAAAGAAGCAACUGCCAAGCUGGCAAAGAUCAGUACUUCUCAGACCUGUUUAAUUGUCCUGGAAGGCCAGACUCAUUCGGUGCGUUUUGUAGGAGAGAAGAAAGAUGUUGACGAGGCAAUAGCAGACACUAAAAAUGUCAUCAAGGAGCUUCAAGCUAAGGCUGAUCGUGAUGCCCAGCAGACGAAACAAGAUAUAGGUAUGGCACCACACAAGCUCCAGCUUUUUCUCCAGUGUGGUAUUCGCAGCAAGAUGGAACACAAGUUCCCAGACCUGAAAAUCACUGUUACGUCUGCGCAAGGGCAAGUGGGAAUCACUUUGGAAGGAAAGAACAAGAACGUCAAGGACGCAGAAUUACUGAUGCGAAGACAGAUGGACGAACUGAGCAAUAAGGAAUUGAAGACGGGGAGGAACAAAACGGAAUUUGUUCGCAGAGUGUCCGACAAAAUGCACGAGAUUUGGGGCUCACAAAAAAUCAGUGCUGCGUGCGACAUUUCUGCAGACGGCAAAAUUACAAUCUAUGGCGCCUCCAAAACCGAUACAUCCCGGGCUAAAACAUACAUUGAUCAAGAAAUAGACGAGGAUGUAAUCCGUAUCAACGGGCCUGCUGUGUCAGCUGCUCUGAAAAGUCAGGGAGGACUUCAGCUUAUUGAUGGCAUUAAUAAGAAGAAAUUUGCUAUGGCCGACAUCAAUUAUAAAUCAGGAAAUGUAGAGCUUGCCGGAUUCAAGACUGAGUUGAAGGAAGCCAAGCAGCACAUCCUCAUGUUCUUGAAGGAUAAUGUAACAGUCAAGGGAACCAUCCGAGCGACUAGAAGCAAAGUCCGCCUGAUCACUUCAUUCCACGGUCAGGAACUGGCUGAUUUUACCACAAAGCACCAGAGAGAUCGCGUCACCAUCCAGCCACAAAGGAGCAGAGCUAACAAGGGGUUCCUCUUAGAGGCGAACGAAGAGGGCCUUAAUGCCGCGAGUCAAUUCAUCCACAAGCUCCUAGCUGAGAUCAAGGAGAAACCCUAUCCCGUCUCCAAGAUCGGCAUGGCCCAGCUUUUCCGUGAAACGAAGGGAAAGAACUUUCUGGAAUCUGUGGAGAAGAAGCUCAAGUGUGUGAUCGAUGUAGUCGGCGAUGAAGAAGAUGACAUCGAGGAAGGCAGCAAUGCAAGUCAAUCUCCAGGAACCACCGAGGUACUGUGCAAGAUAACUCUUCCUGACGGCUGCACUUUGAGAGUGUGCAAAGGUGACUUGACGAAGCAGAUUGUAGACUGCAUCGUGAAUGCUGCAAAUGAAGAUCUUAAACACAUUGGGGGCUUAGCAGCUGCUAUACUUCAGGCUGGUGGGCAAAUAAUUCAGACCGAGUCAGAUCAGAAAAUGAAGGAAAAAGGUCGUAAGUUAUAUGUUGGGGAGCCCGUUUACACUUCCAGUGGUAAUUUACCGUGCAAGAAAGUCAUUCACAUGGCAGGACCCAGAUGGUCGCGUUACCAGGCCUCCAAGUCAGGGCCAGACGAUGAACCAACCCACGAAGAGCAUCUACUCUUUGAUGGCAUCGUUGCUUGCCUUCAGAUGGCGGAUAAGCUGAGAUUCCAGUCCAUUGCCAUUCCCGCGAUAAGCACAGGAAUAUAUGGAUUCCCCAUCAAGCUGGCUGCUGUGCAGAUUGUAAAUGCUGUGGCCGAGUUUUGUCAAAAUAAACCAGACACUACUCUGACAGAGAUUAGUCUUACAAACAACGACCAGCCAACCUGCGAUGCGAUGAGAAAAGUCGUACUGGAUCAGCUGGGGUACCUUCAGGAGAAAGAACUAGGUAUCGAUGAUACACAAGGUGUAGGUGGCUCAUCACUGGCCAGUUAUGAACCGGCUGUGGUAGCGUCGGUGUUUACUUCAUCUGGACCAAACAUCCUGACGACAAAAGAGGGUGUCACCGUUACCUUGAAAAAAGGAAGCAUCACCGAAGAAAUGGCUGAUGUACUGGUGAACACAUCGGGCACUGACUUAAACCUUAGCAUUGGCUUGGUGUCACAAGCUUUACUGAAAGUUGCAGGACCAGCUCUGCAGCAAGAGUGCAAUGCUGUGAUUACUGCCCGCGGCAAGGUCUCAGCAGGUUCCUUCGUAGAAACUGGAUCUGCUAAUUUGACCAACUGCAAGAAAAUCUUCCACUGUGUCAUAGACAGAUAUCAGUCAAGCGCCUCGGAAAAGCCCUUAGCGACCCUUGUAGAAGGCUUACUGAUGCAAGCUGAAAUUAUAGAAGCAUUGUCCUUGGCAAUACCCGCACUGGGCACGGGCAACCUCGGCUACCCACCCGACGUCACCGCUCGAGUCAUGUACGAAGCAGUCUUAGCUUUCAGCAGCCAACAUCCGAAUGCUGUUCUGAAAGACAUCCGUUUCGUCGUGUACGACAAGGAUACGAAGACCAUUAAGGGUUUUGAGGGUGAAAUCGGACGCCUUACCUCGGGGGCAGUGAGAGGAGCAGCUGCACCUGCCGUUUCUAAGAGGAAAUUAAAAAAAUCAGUCUCGACAUCAGCUGUCGGGGACCGACACUCGUACUCUCAGAUUCACCGAAACUCAGAUGGUGCAGUACAGGCACAAAUUGGUCCAGUGUGUCUGCAGAUUCGCCAGGGGGAUCUUGUGAAAGAAAAAAGUCACGCCAUCGUGAACAGUGUCGGAGAAAAGCUUGACCUGCAAGGUCCUGUGUCUAGCGCUCUCCUGGCCAAGGGAGGAGAAAAGAUCAGGAAGGAAUGUGAUGAUCAACGCCGGAAUGAUCCGACAAAAACGGUGUAUGUCACAAAAGCUGGAAAAUUACAGUGCAAUCUCAUUUUCCAUGUUGUUACUCCUAAAACUCCCGAGGACAUCAAGGCUGUCGUGGCAAAGACGCUUAAGCAAGCUGAAGAAAGGAAAGUCAAAUCUAUCUCCUUCCCUGCACUCGGAACAGGAUUUCAAGCUGGUCAAGCAGUUUCUUCUUCGGCUAGUUCCAUGCUGGCAGCCAUCGGGGAGUUUGCCUGUAGGGAGAAUCCUCGUCAUCUACACCUCAUUCGUCUGGUCAUCUACAAACGCGAAAUGCUCCCCGGAUUCGAGGACGCUUUGAAACAGGAGGAGGGUCGUUCAUUCAAAAAGCAAGCAGGUCUUCUGUCCAGAAGCAUAGAGUGGGCAAAAUCUUUUAUGCCUGGGGCAGCCACUAAUGAAACGUCCGACGAUGAAGCCCCGCAAGAAACUCUCCUUCUACAAAUAUGUGCCAUGGAUGAUGUCACCAUUCAGAAAGCAACGGACGAGAUCGAUAAGUUUCAGUCUGAGGAGUUCACGUCCGAGGAUAUGCCGGACGAUCAUGGAAUGACUGCAAAACUGACCGAAGAGCACCAAGCCGAACUCAGGAACAUUGAACGGAAGUACAACGUGCAUAUAGAGCUCUCGAAAGGUCAUGCCAAGUUUGUCCGUGUGGAGGGAACUACAAUCAACGUGAAGGAUGCACGAUUUAGAAUCCAAGAGUUGUUCACGAGAAUGCAGGUGCAGGAAACUGAGAAGCAACGGAACGAAUACCUGACGAAAGAAGUGCAGUGGAAGUAUAUCACCUCGACUGGUGCGGAAGACUAUGACGCCGAGGUCAACGCCAUUAUUGAAGACGCCUACCAAAAGAAACGGCCAUUGGUUACCCUCGAUUUAGAAGAGGGACGGGUUACCGUCGACUUCAAAAAGAUGAAAGAAUUGUCGAGGGCUGGAUCUCUCAGCAUAAAUCGCAUUGAUCUGCAACAAGCUACCAAAUUUGAACCGCCGAGCUCCUGGAUACCCAUGCAGAAUAACGAGCAUCUCCAACUGGUAAAACUGGCUGCAGGGACCCAGGAGUACACCGACGUGGAAUCAAGUUUCAGGUUGUCCAUGGGCAGUCAAGCCCCAGUAAACCAAAUUGUUGAGAUUUUGAGAAUCCAGAACAUAGAACUCUUGAUGCAGUACCAGGCCCGCAAGACGGCGCUAGAGGCUCGUCUUGGCCGCACUAACAUUGAAGAGACACUGUACCAUGGUACCGAUGAGCAAACAUGUGAUAAGAUCAACAAGUUCGGAUUCAACCGCAGCUUCUGCGGCAAAAACGCGACCGUGUACGGCAACGGGACCUAUUUCGCGGUCGAGGCUAGCUACUCAGCCAGAUCACAGUACGCCAAACCGAAUGCUAGCAACACCAAGCACAUCUACGCCACCAAAGUGCUGGUUGGUGAUUUCACCACAGGAAGUGGAGGCAUGGUGGUGCCCCCAAACAAACCCAACAACCCAGACCAACUGUUCGACAGCGUAGUCGACAACACGAGCAAGCCCAGCAUCUAUGUCAUCUUCCACGAUGCCCAGGCGUAUCCGGAAUACCUCAUAAAAUUCAAUUAGACAAGAUAAGAAAAGACAUCAGACAUUCGUUUACAAGGGUUGCCGGAGGUAUUACAACUCACCAGUCCUGUUCAGAUUAUUGCCUAUAAAAGUAGAAAGUAGAUCAUAUUAGUCUCUUGGGUACAGACCUUCAAGAGAAGUUUUGUUGCUUGUCAAAUUUUAUUUCUCUCUAAACUUUCUCUUAACACUUAUUUUUAAGUACCAUCUUUGUCUCGUGUUAUGAGCAGGCUAGUGUUUACCUUUCUAAUCUGUACUUUUUGCUUUGAAAUGUGACAAAGGGUUUCUCGUUUUCAGUUCUCAUUGGAGUUACAGUUCUCUGCAACAUAUCGUACUAGAUAUGUAUAAUUGUGUAGAAUAUAACAAGCCCGUUGCUGGGGGUAGGGGACGGACCCUCUAGGCCCCCAGGCGAGGAGCUGCCCCGCCCCCAAUGGUAAAAACCGUAAGCAUUAAAAUUAUCCAUUGUUCUUGUCAUGUGCGCCCUAUCUGGUACUGUGACCCCCUGUCGCAAGAAGCUGGUGACGGGUCUUUAAUUAUCUACUACUUGCUUAAAGCCAUAAUGGGUACCGAGGAAUGCGUCUCUUAGUUGAUUGAAAUCUCCAGUCACUAUUACACCACAUAAUGGGUGCAAUGGUAUUUUUAAAUUCACCAUAGUGUGUUUUAAGUGAUACAAAACUUGCUGUACACAUCCGAUUUAAUCGAAUUUCAUAAUUGCGAAUUGAAUUUAACAAGCGUUUAGUCAUGUUCUAGAUUUUAAAAUGUUGUCUGUAUUUAGUAGGCACCACGUGCAUGUAGAAGCAAAGAAAUCAGUUACAUUAAGAAUAGGCUUACUGAAAGGCAAAAUUACGAAUAAUCAUUUUGAUAAUGGGAAUAUCACAUUGUGUUGCGGAAUCAUGUUCAAAUAGGGGUCUAAUCAACUGGAAGACUUUCUAAUGUUCUUAAAUGAUGAGGAUUUUUGUGAAAAAGUGCCGAUGUAUUGAUAUCGCUGUUUACACUACAAGUAAUGUAGUAAAUUUCUUAACAGUGUCAGCUGUGGGCUUACAAAUUGAUUUUACCCAAUGCCCCAAAGAACUGUGAAUGUUCUGCUGCAUUUGGUGUAUGAUUCUUGGCAGUGCUCAGCCCAACUUAGCUUACAAUUUAUAGUAAUACCUAAGUAUUUCUCAGAUUAACGUCGUUCAUAUAAUAAUCAUCAUAUCGGUGAGUUCUUCUGGAAAUUUUGAUAACCUUACAUUUAUUUACAUUAAACCCGAGCAUCCACCUUUGCGACCAAUCAUUCAAUAAAUUCAGGUCAUGUUGUAAUCUACCACGAUCUUUAGGGCAUUUUACUGUACGAUAGAAUACACAAUCGUCUGCAAAUAGGCGAAUAGUCGAUUAAAUAUCAUUAGAUAUUCACCCGCUGAGAUCUAUUAGUUAAGAAAUUCAUAAUCCAAUUCAUAUUUUUCUCACCGAUAUUAAACAUAUGAAGCUUCUCGCAGUGGUGAACUCGAUUAAAGGCCUUAGCAAAGUCAAGGAAAAUAACAUCAACACCAUGUCCGGAGUCCAAAUAACUGCUCCAGUCACCCACAGUGUCCAAAAGUUGUGUUUCACAAGACCGUUUUUCUCUAAAGCCAUGCUGAUUGCGUUCAGUACCUCGUAUUUGUUUAAGUGGUAGUCCUGUCGUGAAUGAUGCACUCAAGAAUUUUACAAACGACAGAGGUAAAAGAGAUGGGCCUGUAAUUACAGGCGUCAUCUUUCUUACCCUUUUUAUGUAGGGGUACAAGAUGUGCUUGUCGCCAGUCUAAGGGAAUAACACCAGAUUCCAAAGAAGUGUUGAAUAACUUCGCUAGGGAGGGAGCAAGGAUAUCAGCGGCUUCUCUCAGAAUUAUGGAGGCAAUACCGUCAGGCCCAGGAGAUUUAUUAAAAUCGAGGUGGUUCAUUAUUUUAAGGACCUCUGAGGCACUACACUGAAUAUCACUCAACUGCUCGAUACCUGGCAUUACUUCUUUUGGUAAGGGGCGGUCGGAUUGCUGUUGGGUGUUAAAUACAGAAUUAAACUGUGUAUUCAAGGCCUCCGCAAUAAGUUGAGGAUUAGUAACAGUGACCCCAUCUACAUUAAUGCACUCAGUAGAAUUAUGAUUGCUUCUACAACUCUUACAUAAUUCCAAAACCUCAUAGAAUUAUCAUCAAUAUUUGACACAACUUCGUGAACACAGUUAACAUGUCUUUAUCGGACUUUAAUUUUAUGUCACGCCUGAUAGUUUUGUAUUUAUCCCACUGGGAUUCUGUUACAUUCUGUUACGUUUUCUCAUUAAUAAUCUAAUUUCGCUGGUAAUCCAGGGCUUCCUAUUGGUAGUCUCAAUAAAUUUGCAAGGAACUUUA